UGUGAUAGGGUCUUUUGAGAAAGAAUAAAAGGAAAAAAAAGAGUGGGGGUAGAGGGGCUAUGAGGGAGGGAAGUGUUAAUAAAACUCAGGAUGAAGAUCCAUGUGGUGGAAUGGGUCUGAUCCAUUGGCCUGGAGGUACCUGGAGAGCAAGUGCAUUUCUUUGUCUAGCUGUAAUCAAGGCUUACUCAACCAGAGUCCUUUGUCUUGAGCCAAGAGGGGAACCACAUCUGCCAUGAAAAUAAGCAGUAUAGUUCCUUAGAACUCUAUCCUUCCCACUAGGAUUCACCUGGCAUUGCAGACUCCAUUUGGCAGCUUCCUCAGAUGAAGCCAUUGGCUGUAGGAUCCUUCCUGAUGCUCAGCAAGCGGCCCAGCAGCAGCAUGUGUGAAAAAAUAAAGGACAGCAAAAAACAGAGGGACCAUCCCAGUGCUGUGCACUGCUGCACAGGAGUGGCGAGGUGCCUCUCCCUAGCUGGAAAUCACUGAAUGCUGGGCAGUGCCCAAGUUCUUGGAGGCAUCAGUGCUCCUUUGAUUCAAUACUUUUAAGAGGCUUUCUCUUGCUGCAGAAAUUUCUUUCUCGUGUCAUUGAAGUGACCUGUUUGAAUUAAACAUCAGAGUGCUUUUUAUAUAGCUGUGCCAACAACACAGUGCAACUGGCAUAUCAAAAAUGAUAUAAAGUGGUCUGGAUAUCAGCAGAGUCAGGGCAGUAUUUAGUUCAUUGUACAGUUUGUGCUGUUAUUUGUAUUUGCUUACAGCAAGCUGCUUCCUGCAGUCCUGGUAAUAGUUUUUACAUAGCAUAUAAAAUCUGAAAAAGGAGGAAGAGUCAGCAGUGCCCAUGGGUGGUUGCUGGAGUGACCUGCUCAUCCCUGCACAUCCUCUCUGUGUUUGCUGUGGGGCACCAGGAGCACCACGAGAGGGAGUGUGGAGGCAGCGAGUGCCUUGUCCUGGCAUGGUCCGGCUCAGAGCGGGCGCUGCUCCGGCCCAGGAGCCAAACACGGGCUGAAAACAGAGCAGAAAUGGAAAUAAAUUUAUGUUUCAGGGCUUCGGGACUCCAAAGAAUGUUCUGCACCUAAGGUUAAUUUUCUCAGGUGUCUGGAAUUGCAGUUAUGCUUGGAGUCUUUAGUGCAUAAUCAAGGUUAUUUGGGAUUUCCUACUCUGUUAUUGCAGGUAGGUAAAAAGAGCCACUUACCUUAGCUGCUGAAGCUGAAAUAAAAAUAUAAUCACAAGAAUAAGAUUUGCUUUAAUUCUGUGAUUCCUUGAGAUUAUGAAAUAAUUUUGCCUUGGGUGGGACUGGGGCAAAAUGCUGCUGCAUAAUGUCACCUUCUGAUAUCAAAAUGCUGUUCACAGAACUCUUAUCCUGCAGUUGGAAGGUAAUGGGUGAACCCUACCUAAACACAAAAUAAAAAAUGCAAUUAUUUCCCUUUUCCAAGCGAUUACCUAUGAUUAAUGAGUUUCAGGACACUGAUGUCAGACUAUUUAGCUGAUGGUAAGCAAAAUUUGAUGAAAAUAUAAAUGUAUCAUUAUUUAUUAUAUUAAAUAAAAAGAACAGUUUUGAGGCACAAGUUUUUAGAAGGGCAGUACAUGGCAAGUCAGAUCUAAGCAUUGAGAUAUGUUCAAGAUAUAAUGUGGAGAAAAUGUAAAACAAUGAUCACUGUUAAAGGUUUAAAGAAGGACCUGGACUGUCCCCUACAGGUGUGUCUAAAUCAACUCUGGUUUUUCCAGCCUGCUCCAGUGUUCUUUCUGCCUCACAAUUUAAGGGUCUUUUCUAGGACCUAACUCAGAUCUUCUCUGCAGUUUCUAGCAAACUCCUCAUUUUCUCUUUAGCUUGGGAACACAGCCGAUCCAUUCUGGAGUGGCUCUGCAUCAAUCAGGUGAUUGUUGUUCCUUUCUUCUCUUCUUAAGUUAACAAACUCAAUUUUUUCAGGCUUUCUUUUUUGAAAAUAGUUUUUAGGGGGUACAUUUUAUAAAAAUUUUAAAGCAAUUGUGUAUAAGCUGGGACCCCAGCUGAGAGUGAAGCCAUUCCUCCUCAAAGGGGCAGCAGGAAUGUGGUAGGUACCCUAUUCUGGAAAUAAAUGUCCCUGCUUACAGUGCUGGUGCCAUCCUUGGAUCCAUUAACCAGCUGGGGUAGCCUGUUGUGGGCCUGGAGCUGUUCAGAAGGAUUUUGGCUGUGCCAGAGUCUGCUCUCAGUAAUGCAGCCAAGAGUUGCUCCCUGGCCCUGCAGCUGGGGCAGUUAUGGCUGGGUGAGGAGGGAACGUGGAUGUUUGUGCUUGCAGCUCCAGCUGAGGAAGGGGAGGUGAAAUGUGAGUGUAUGAAAGGUCACAGCUGACCAAAGUCCACCUGGGUGAGUCCUGUCUGGCAUUUCAAGUGUUCAUUUCUGUCUGCUCAGCAGUGAGCUGGGUGUGGGUUCUUGCCUCUUGGACUGUGGUGUUUAAAAUCCCCUGGCAGAUUAUUCAGUGAUUUUAUCUAUUUCCUUUCCACUAAACCAAAUGUGAAGAUAAACAUGACAAAACCUAAGGGACAGCAAUGCACAGUGAUGCAGGGGUAGCAUGUUAUGUCCAGGGUUUGUUCUCUCACAGCCUGCUGCUCUCUGAGGAGGCAGGGGGGAGGUUUGGGGCUUUUCCUUGCCCAUCCCCAGCCCCAAACCAGGACAGCAGCUCUGAACUGGCUGGUCACUGCCCAGUGACAAUGGCUCACCCUUCCAGGAGGCUCUGCAGGGUGUAGCUGCAGUGCUCAGCUCUCUGCCCUGUCUCUGCCCUCCCUCCAACACUGACAGGGAACAAAGGAGAAACUCCCAAACGUGGAUGUGAGCAUUCUCCUUGGAAAAAGCGGCAGCUGGGUUUGGGAGGAAGGAAACUUCUUGUUUCUUGCUCUGCUCAGUCCAUCCCAGCAAGCUGCAGGGUAUUUUAGAGGCUGAAGAAGACCCUGAGACAAUGCAUCCAGCCUAAUAUGCAUUGUCAGAUGCACUUGGUGGAAGAAAGUCCUUCCUGGUGCAAUGCAGGAUGGUGGUAGUGAGGUCCAGAGUAUUUCAAACCAAGGGCUGAGCUGGCUGAGCAAGGAGCCCUGAAGCAGAACUCACUCCACCAUGCUGCUCCUCAGGCCCCACUGUGCUCUGGUGCUGCUGCUUGGGGUCCCCUCCCCACCUGCCACUAGGGCUGUGCUUGCCCUUCACAGGUUCUGUGCUUUCCUGAACAAUUUUCAUUUUUCCCUGCCCCUGCAGACAGGGAGGACAUACAUACCAGGCUGGACUUUGGCACUGGCUCAGGCCAGGAUCUUGCAUUGCUCCUGGUGUUCCCCUUGUGUGCUGCUCCGGCUGGCCCCCAAGUCACCUCCAGAAGGAGAUAGGUGGGGAUAAAAGAGGUUCCUCACCUGCUCAGACAGCAGCAAUCUCCAUGCCCCAAGCAAACCUUGCUUGUCCCACAUCUCUUCUUGCUGUCCUUCAGUAUCCUGUCCCAAAAAGCUCUUGUUAACGUAGCUUGAUCCUGUUUGCUGUUGCUGCUGGCUCCAUGCUGUAUCCAUGGAUAGUUUAGCUUUGAUAGGAUGGCCAGAGGUCCUGUCUGACCCAAAACAGCCUUAUUCCUUCAUAGCAAGGUCGUGAAAUAAGCCAUGUCCUUCUGCCCACAGCCCGACUGGCCAGUGCCCAGCUUCCAACAGCAUCUGUGAAGUCCAGGGUCAGUGCCCUGGCAUGCCAGGAAAGCCUGCAGCAGAGAGAUUUGGCUUCUUCUGGGCUUUGGGGGCUCCUCUAUUGCACCCCCAUAGAUCCCUCCUGCCAGCCCAGCGUCCCUCCAUGCUCCCAGUGCAGAGUUGUGCCUGUGACAGGAGAGGCACUCACAGGAGAGCUGCUCCUCUCCUUGUGCCUGUCAGUAUCUGACAGCACAAACACUUUUAGCUGCAGAGGGAAAGUGCUCUCAGCCCCCCCAGGAUGGUUUGUACGUGGUGCUGCCCUUGUCCUGUGACACAAAGAGCUCAGACCCCAGGGCCACGUGCAGAUCUGCAAAUGUGGUCCUUGACGUGGUGCUGGCACAGGGGGCACAGCCAUCCCCUCCUGGCUGUGGAGCACAAUGGGCUCAGCUGAUUUGUGGAGCAGCUUCAUAGGGAAAAUCAGGUUGGCUUUGAUUUUCAGGCUCCUUUUUGUCUUGGUUAGCAGAAGACUUAUACUUUUUUCUGUGGAUAAAAAACUUUAUGGUCUUUCUCUCUGCACCAGAGAGGACAAGGUAUGUUGCCCUGAUGGCCUCUGUCUUGACUUCCUCAGGAAUGUUUGGGAAGUGAAAGAGAGGCCAUAGCAAAUGGAGUGAAGUGACUUACAGUGAAAGUUUCAAUAAAAAUAGGCAAGAGAGCACCAAGCAAAAUCUCUGCAGCACUAAAUGUGGGGUUUUUUUGUUUGCUGUGGUUUUUUGUUGCUGUUUUUUUGUUUGUUUCUAUCACUCUGGGUCCCCCAGGAUCGUGUGUGGUUGUGACUUUCCAGCAGCAGCAAUAACGACCCCCUGUGCCAGUCCAGAGCCUGCCUUUGGCACUGCUCAGUGCAUUUAUUUCUGAAAGUGGGGGCUCCUGCCCAAAGGCUGCUUUCACCAGAAGCUCAGUGAGGUGGUGUCUGAUGGGUGAGAGGAACCAGAGGGGUCAGAGAACUCCUCAUGGCCCCCACGAUGGGCUGGGGAGUGGGGACAUGGGCUUCUCAGAUUUGAGCUGGGAACCAGGUUGUCUCAAAGGCUUGUGAGACUUCAUUAAGCUACUCAACCACGGUGUGAGUGGGAAUUAGGGGCAGGUUCUCCUCUGCCUCUCCAGGAAGGACUCGCAACUGGUUUUGAGUCCAGUGGGAAACAUUUUCCAGUCUCUGGUGAAGUACAUCAGCCCAUCCACACAUCACUUAGUGGACAGGACAUGAUCUGCCCAUCCCAUGGAGCCAGCACAGCUGCCAGCCAGCUGCUCUCCCUUAGCCAGAGCAGAGCAGGGGUGACACUCACUGCAGGGUGACUUUGGCAGAAGAGAUGCUCAGCUCUUCUCCCCUGACCCUGUGGUACCAACCGUGCCUUGCUUUGCCCUCGCAUUGCUCACCACCAGCUGGAAGAGCUGAGUAUUUAUCUCAGCCCCAUUACUGCCAAUCUUCCCCCUAUUGAUACACCCAUAAUUCACAGGCAGAAAACAUCUUUUAUUGCAGUGGUGACAUUUAAACCAAGGGAGGUGUUGGUUUGUUUGGUUUUUUGGGUUUUUUUUUAAAUUAGUUUUUAGGCAGUCAGCUCGUUUGCUCCAGCCUCUGCUCCACAUCAGUGAGUGCAGCCUUCUCCAUCCAGCUGAGAGGGAAUUAUGUGUGCAAGAGGAGUCAGGGCUCCCUUCCCAGCUGCUGGCUCACACUGCUAGCACUGCCGUGCCUGCUGCACACCCAGCCCGUGCCCGAGGAUGCUGCACCUGAAAGUCCAGUUCCUGGAUGAUUCCCAGAAGAUCUUUGUAGUUGAUCAAAAAUCCUGUGGGAAAGGGCUCUUCAACCUCACCUGCAGCCACCUCAACCUCGUGGAGAAGGAGUACUUUGGGCUGGAGUUUCACAGCCAGGCUGGGAACCAGGUCUGGUUGGAACCACUAAAACCCAUAACAAAGCAAGUCAAAAAUCCUAAGGAGGUUCUUUUCAAAUUUAUGGUGAAAUUUUUCCCAGUGGACCCCGGCCACCUGAGAGAAGAACUGACCAGGUACCUCUUCACCCUGCAGAUCAAGAAGGACCUGGCACAGGGGCGGCUGCCCUGCAGCGACAAGAGCGCGGCGCUGCUGGUCUCCCACCUGCUGCAGUCCGAGCUGGGCGACUUCCACGAGGAGACAGACCAGCAGCACCUGGCCACGCACAGGUACCUGCCCAACCAGGAGUACCUGGACAACAAGAUCCUGCGCUACCACCGCAGGCACAGGGGGAAGUCGCCGGCCGAGUCGGACGUUCAGCUGCUGGACGUGGCCAGGAAACUGGAGAUGUACGGGAUCCGCCCGCACCCCGCCAGCGACGGCGAGGGGACACAGAUCAACCUGGCCGUGACACACAUGGGCGUGCUGGUGCUGCGGGGCAAUACAAAGAUCAACACCUUCAACUGGUCCAAAAUUCGCAAACUGAGUUUCAAGAGGAAACAUUUUCUCAUCAAGCUCCAUGCAAACAUCUCUGCACUGUGCAAGGACACGCUGGAGUUCACUAUGGCCAGCCGGGACACCUGCAAGGCCUUCUGGAAGACGUGUGUGGAGUACCACGCCUUCUUCAGGCUCUCUGAAGAGCCCAAGUCAAAGCCCAAAGCCCUUCUGUGCAGCAAAGGAUCCAGCUUCCGCUACAGUGGGAGGACUCAGCGGCAGCUGCUGGAGCACGGGAGGAAGGCCAAGAUGAAGAGCCUGCCCUUCGAGAGGAAACACUACACAUCCCGCUACGAUGAGAGGCAGUGCCGCUCCUCCCCGGACCUCCUGACGGAUGUGUCAAAGCAGGUGGAGGAGCUGCGCCUGGCCUACGGCAGCCGGGGCUCCUACCACGCCAACGGGGUGCACGGCUCCGAGCCCACCCUGGACAGCCGGCGCCGCAGCUCCACCGUGGAGGUGACGUUUGCCGCCGAGCUGCAGCGCUCCAAGCCCGAAGCAUCCCCCACCUUCCUGCCCCACUCCAAAAGCUCGUCUGCCUUCCCCCUCCUCUACGCCGAGCUGGAGAUGGAGCGGGCCUGGGAGCCCAUUGACCUCUUCGGAGCCAGGAAUCCCUUGACAUCCUUUCGGCCCCACCAGUUUGCUGGGAACAGUAAAAGCACCUCUGUGGGCAACAUGCGGGAAGUGAGCGCCCGGCAGCUGGUGUACACGGAUGUGCCCUGUCCCCUGCCCGUGGUGGCCCCGGCCCCCCCUGUGCUCUGUCUGGACAGGGCACUGCAGUCCCCAUGCCCUGCACUGGCCCCGGGAGAGGACCCAGCAGGAGCAGCUGGUGCAAGUGGCCCUGUGGCAGCAAAACCCCCCGGGCAGAGCCCGAGCGGGCCCCAGGCUGGGCAGUUCCACGGUGAGGCUGCAGGCACAGCCAUGGGCAUGAGCAUGGUGGGGCAGAACAGGUCACUGGCUCGCUCCUUCGAUUACGGCCUUCAGGAGCAGCCUCCCAAGCGCUCUUGGAGCCAGUCGGACAUGAAAACCAUCCGCUUCCCCUACGGCUCUGAGUUCAGGCCGCUGGGGCCGUGCCCUGCCCUGAGCAGCCGCAAAGGGGGUCUUUUCUGGCACGUCCCAGCCCAGCGCGGGCUGGCUCCGGGGCCGCGGCGCUCCACCGAGCGCUACCUGGGCAGCAGCACCGAGUCCAGCGACUCCGACCCCGACCUGCUGGCCGCCGACUACUGCUCCCUGUACGGCCGCGUACUGCGCUCGCCCAUGGCCCGCGUGCGGCUCUCCUCGGGCAGCCUCCAGCUGGAUGAGGAGGAUGAGGAGGUGUCCUUUGCCACCAGCGCUGCUGAAGAGAGGAUUUCCAGAGGGGCCUCCAAGUAUUUCACCUAGGUGCCUGACACCGGCCAGAGGGAGCAGAGGUGGCCGGUGCUGACCCAGGUCAAAGAAUGGUGACACUCUUGGCUUUUAGGUCUGUUUACAGCUUAUGAAACAUUGAUGGGAUCGUGUUGUGUGGGUGCUCUUAGCUAUAGAGGAUGUGUUAAUGGACAUCAGGGUGUGUUCAGAAGUAUUCAGCCCCUGCACACUUGGGAGCUCCCCCCACUUUGAGGGGGGUUCUUGCUUCAGCCAGAGGCCAGGGAUCUCCUAAAGCCCUGCUAAGCCCCUAUAACCUGCCCAAGCUGAUGCUUGGAGCUCAGCUGCUGGAGUCUUCAUUGAUGGGGAGGGAGAAAACUAAAAAGAGACUUCUCACAGAAUAGUUUCAGCUGCUGUUUUUCCCAGCUGCAAGGUGGCACACUGGAGGGAAAAGGGUGUUUCAGGCCCUUUUGGAAAGGAGCAAGAUCUUCAUGGGAGGCUGUUCUUCGAGCUGAUGCCAUGUGGACAGGGCAAAACCCCAGCACAGAGCCCAUCUCCUCCAUCUGCCUCCCCUCCCUCCAGUGCUGCAGGGAGCAGCUGGCACUCGAAGACAAGGCUCUGUGCGCGGCUGUCUUCUUCCUGGCCAGUUCAGAGGAUUAUCCUUCUCCAGAAAUAUCUCAGUAGUGCUUGUCAAGCUUUUAGAAGCCCCCCAUGGUGAGCACUGGGAAGUGGGUUCACACUCUCUAACUGUGCUUUGCUUAGGCACAUCAGCCAUCACCUCCUGGCAGCACCGUGACCACCCCAGUACCUCAGUGCUCUGCUUAAAUCUGAGGGAGAGAGAUGUGUGAGGGGGUUUUUUGGGGUGCUUUGCUUCCCCAAAUCUGUCCUCAGUUUAGCAGCAUGGGAAAAAAGAUACCAGGAGCAGUAGGAAAGGAACAAGGCAGCUUCUUGGAAGUAUUUUUAUUGAAAAACUUACUAUGACACCUCCAUAAGAUUUUAGGGGGGGGGGGGAUCUUGGUAAUUUUCUUUAAGAACAACCCUGUAAGUUGUUGUAGGACAUGACCAUAAGCAGGGAGUCAGCCAAGAAAAUCCACAGUGGAGAAACUACUGCAGCAGGCUAGAAGGAUUUCAGAAACAUGAAAACUGGGACAAAAAUAAUAGAUUGAAUUGUAGAAAGACCUGGGCUUAUGGGUCCUGCUCACUCUGCAUGUUGCUGUCCUUUGUUUUAGAAGGUGGACAAUAAAAAACCUUUGUUCAC
Taeniopygia guttata (zebra finch) is the source of this 8686-nucleotide messenger RNA. RefSeq names its product FERM domain containing 7 (gene FRMD7). Gene Ontology annotation, cellular component: cytoskeleton. Gene Ontology annotation, biological process: regulation of neuron projection development. NCBI's taxonomy places the organism in Eukaryota, Metazoa, Chordata, Aves, Passeriformes, Estrildidae. The record is from RefSeq and is a predicted model, not a curated record. Gene Ontology annotation, molecular function: cytoskeletal protein binding; guanyl-nucleotide exchange factor activity.